Mollisia scopiformis is the source of this 525-nucleotide messenger RNA. RefSeq lists its product as uncharacterized. Lineage: Eukaryota; Fungi; Ascomycota; Leotiomycetes; Helotiales; Mollisiaceae. The transcript has 3 exons. The record is from RefSeq and is a predicted model, not a curated record. Bases 1 to 525 code for a protein of 174 amino acids.
AUGGAAAUACACAAGGUCCAUAUUAAAGACCUCUAUCUUGGACAGAACAAGACCGUAGACGAGGUCAGGUAUGACAUGGAAAUGAACCACAGCUUCACAGCCAGCAAAACCGAAAUUGAGAGACAGUUGAGGAAAUGGAACUUCAAAAAGAAUUCAAGGCACAGUCUCAAUACCCAACUUCUGAAAUAUGUCAAAGUCGGAUUGGAGGAAUGGAAGAGGCUGUCGAAGGACACCGAUGUCUAUUUUCGAGGCGUCAAGAUUCCCAGCCCUCAGAUACAGAAGAGUGCACAGCGAUGCUUUGUUUCCUUCACAGAGAGAAACAAGUGUGAGUACAUGCCCAACACGACGAGCAAGCCGGUUUUGAUAAUUGGCCAAGUUCCGACGCUUGAAACUCCAUCAGGACUCGUUCUCAUCACACCCAGCUCGGAGCAUUAUAUGGCUUGUAUCAAAUCGAAAGACCUUCCUUGGAUAUACUUCCAGAAACAAAUCGACAGCCUGGCAUCCUCGAUAUGUCUGGACAGAUGA